GUCAGAGAUCAAUGACGAAUCCCUACGUAGGGCGCCAAAUUUCUCUCACAGCGUCGGAAACAUGGCGGACAAAGACGCAGAAAUUGGAUUCAAAAAGGAGACUGUAAGCAAACUAUUGUCAAGUUCCUUCAAGGAGGACAAAACCAGAUUAAGUGGUGAUGCUGCGCUGCUCAUGGCAGAAUUGCUAAAAGUAUUUGUCCAAGAGGCUGCUGUGAGAUCACAGAAACAAGCUGAGUCUGAGGACUGCGACCAAGUAGACAUCGAGCACUUUGAAAAGAUCCUGCCUCAGCUGCUGCUGGACUUCUAGCACAGUGAUGCCACAAGAUGGAGCCAGAGUGUUGCCUGCGCGUUCCUGCUUUAAUCCUAUCCUUAAAACUUCUUUUCCAACAUGUUUAUUUUUUCUGUAUAACAGCAAUUUCAUAAUCACAAAAGUUUGAGAUUACAUUAAGAUUCUCAUUCUGUAUUUUUUUGAGUUGUGUGAUUUAAAGUAGAAAGCAGCGAUGCUGUCCACACGCCUCCAUGCCAUCACCAAUAAGGCCCACCUGUUUUCCUCCGUGCAACAACAGGUGCUUCCAGCAUGCUCCAUAGUGCCCUUCAUCAAAGCCUCCUGGAGCAGUUGGAAGCAAUUAGAGUAAUAAGGGGAGCAGCCAGUCCCUUAGAUGAUGACAAGUGCCAGGAAAAAAGGAGUAACCCCUCUGGCCACUUUGAAGUUCCCUCUUGCUGUCCUGCGAUGUUUAGUUAGAGGUGGGGGGAGGGGCAAAGGGGACCUCUGGCACAGGGGGAAAGUUGAAUGGGAGUGUGCGUGCACGAAUGUGUGCAUGUGUUAGCCAAACAAGGCCAGAGACCACACGCAUAGAUAUUCUGUUUGAAAGGGAC
Molecule: messenger RNA, 876 nt
Organism: Etheostoma spectabile (orangethroat darter)
Lineage: Eukaryota; Metazoa; Chordata; Actinopteri; Perciformes; Percidae
Product: centromere protein X
Exons: 5
Coding region: 62-307 (81 amino acids)
Biological process (GO): DNA repair; resolution of meiotic recombination intermediates; replication fork processing
Cellular component (GO): Fanconi anaemia nuclear complex; FANCM-MHF complex
Molecular function (GO): protein heterodimerization activity
Source: RefSeq, a predicted model, not a curated record